UUUUUUACUAGAAUUUGUGAAGUGAUUAUCGAUUGCAUUGUGAUAAAAUGGGAUGCGAUGGCGGAACCAUCCCGAAACGCGAUGAGCUGGUUAAAACUAAGCAGAAGCCAGAACAGAAAGACAAGGAUUCUGUUAUCGCAUUCAAGUGGAAAAACUGCGCCAUCAAUCAGGAACCCCUGAAAACCCCGAUCGUUGUAUGUGAAGUGGGAAAACUUUACUCGAAGGAAUCCGUUCUUGAAGCUCUGAUCGCGAAGUCUUUGCCAGAGAAUGCGUCCCACAUUCGAGGAUUGAAGGUGAAUCUCAAGAAAUUAAUGACCGACGUGCGUGAGUUGCGACUCACUCCGAAUCGAGCGAAGAAUGAUCCCAUCAGUGGACCUUUGACGGUACAUGACUUCAUGUGUCCUGUUACUGCGUUGGAAAUGAACGGGAGACACAAGUUUAUUGCCUUGUGGACAUGCGGGUGCGUCUUUUCGCAGAGGGCCAUGACGCAUGUGAAAACUACCAAAUGUCACGAGUGUCAAAAGCCCUUCUUGCCUGAGGACAUUAUAAUCCUGAAUCCGGACGAUGAAGAACUGAUCCUAAUGGAAACCAACAUGGAGUCGCGGCGUGCAAAGGCUCAGCUGGACAAGAAAUCAAAGAAAGUGAAGAAAUCAGUUGACGAAGACGAUGUCACUGCAGGUCUGGUGGUUUUGCCCAAGCGUGCCAGUGAUUCCGCGCCAUUGGCUGGACCAAGUUCGAAGCCGAAAAUGGCGAAACUUUCUGCUGACGCGAAAAAAGGCGAAGAAAAGAAGUAUGAUCCUAAGCAGCGGGAAUCUUAUAAAUCCUUGUUUACCUCUCACGAAAGCGCCAAAAAGCGUCCGACCGCCCAUUGGGUCACAUACAAUCCGUUUUUCAACUGAUUCUGUUCCUGUUAUUUUUUGUGUGUGUGUGUUUCAAAGUGAGGAAUGUGUAUAGUAAACCAAACCAGUUUUCAUUCAA
Messenger RNA from Notodromas monacha, 978 nucleotides. The record is from the annotation of a GenBank genome assembly. Lineage: Eukaryota; Metazoa; Arthropoda; Ostracoda; Podocopida; Cyprididae.